AUGACGACGUUGCGCAUUGCGGUUCAGCCCGGACCAAAAGCUCGUGCAGGCGUUGCCAUAUAUCCCCCCGUGGCUGCUCGUCUCCUAAGUGAGACUAAUAUCUUUGAGGAGCUUUCUGGUAUUUAUGCAGUUGCCACUCUUGUCCACGAAUCGGGAGACUCCCUCUAUGGUAGACUUGGCGGGAGAGUUUCAGACUCUGCACACCCACUUCCUGCGAGUACAAGUUCUUCGUCGAGCAAUUCUAGCUCCGGAACCGACAGAGCAUACUUUUAUUUCCCGGAUCUCGUCAUCCCCGAGCCAGGACGCUAUUGCAUUCGAGUAAGUCUGAUGCAGAUGGACUAUUCAAGCAAUGAAGCUCCGAAAGGAGCCGCUGUCGUUCGCGACUAUGAUGACAGCAGGUGGAUUGAUGUGGGGGACAGACCAUCUGCCACCUCAAAACCAAACCACAAAGAACAAAGAUUCUUGAGAAAGUUGGAGAAGGAUGGGCAAGAGAUCCCUUCCUCUCCUUAG
This is a messenger RNA of Mollisia scopiformis, 510 nucleotides long. RefSeq lists its product as uncharacterized. The transcript has 2 exons. Lineage: Eukaryota; Fungi; Ascomycota; Leotiomycetes; Helotiales; Mollisiaceae. Bases 1 to 510 code for a protein of 169 amino acids. The record is from RefSeq and is a predicted model, not a curated record.